UUGUGUGGAGAGCAGAAGCACUGUGCAGUCCUUGACUCUCUGUUCAGGUGCUGAUUGAUAUCGAGCUCCAGAUCAAGACGAGGAACAUAGCAGUAUAAGUGAAGGUGAAAACUUGAGAAGGGAUGGCCUUGGCCAACAUCACGGAGGAUGACUUUACUGAACUGAUGCAUGAGGAGGCAGAGGAUGUCUUCAGUGAUGGAGUUUCCUCCCGCUUCCCAGAGAUCAUGGCGGCUGGCACACACUCUCCUGGAGGGCCCAGUGGAAUCAUCCGGAGUCAGUCGUUUGCUGGCUUCAGCACGCUGCAGGAGAAACGCUCACGGUGUAACUCAUUCAUAGGGAACUCAGGAGUACAGAAGAAGUCACUCACAAAGCCCAAGAAGCCCCAUCUGUGUGGGCACAAAUCCAGCAGCAGCUCCUCACAUGAACCACAGCCGAAGAGAGUGGAGGUGGUGUAUGGAGCCCUGAAACAGGGCCUGGAUGAGUAUUUGGAAGUGCACCAGACAGAGCUGGACAAACUCACCUCUCUCAUGAAGGACAUGAAGAGGAACUCCAGACUGGGAGUGCUGUAUGAUCUUGACAAGCAAAUUAAGACAAUUGAGAGAUAUAUACGACGCCUGGAGUUUCACAUAAGUAAGGUGGAUGAGUUGUAUGAGGGCUUCUGUAUUCAGAGGAGGCUGCGAGACGGUGCCAGUAAAAUGAAGCAAGCUUUCACCGCUUCACCUUCUACUAAAGGGACUCGAGAGAGCCUGACUGAGGUCAACCGCCGCUACAAAGAGUACACAGAGAACAUGAGUACUUUUGAGGGGGAGCUGGAGAACCUGUUGGGGGAAUUCCAUAUCAAAAUGAAAGGUUUGGCUGGCUUUGCAAGGCUUUGUCCAGGAGAUCAGUAUGAGAUUUUCAUGCGGUAUGGACGGCAGCGCUGGAAGCUGAAAGGGAAGAUUGAGGCAAACUCCAGGCAGAGCUGGGAUGGAGAAGAGAUGAUCUUCAUGCCUCUAAUCACGGAUCUCAUCUCCAUAAAGGUAACCGAGCUGAAGGGACUUGCCACUCAUGUCCUGGUGGGUAGUGUGAUCUGUGAGACCAAGGACCUAUUCACUGCCAUGCCUCAGGUGGUGGCUGUGGAUGUCAAUGACCUGGGCACCAUCAAACUGAACCUGGAGGUCACCUGGUUUCCAUUUGAUGUGGAGGACCUGACCCUGUCCUCAGGUAACGUGAGCAAAGCUGCUGCCCUGCAGAGACGAGUGUCGGUGUACAGCCAGGGCACGCCUGAGACUCCCACCUUCCAAGAUACAACAUUCUUUUCCACGUUGCCUGAUGACGUUUUCGAAAAUGGCAGUUGUGGUGUAGCUGACUGCAAGCGCUUGUCCUUCAGCUUCUCCGAUAUGCCAGCCUCUAGCCCAGUUCCUGGCCAGUCACAUCCUGAAAUCACCGUAACGCCUCCUGAAAGUGACCAACAACCUCAGCUUCCUACUUUAGACGAUCAGCCUGGUGAGGAGGAGGAGGAUGGUGAGGAGGAGGAAGAGAGCACCAGUGUAAGUGCCAGCCUUGCGAGCGCCAGUGAGGCAGAAUCGGAGCGCGAGUGGGAGCGAGUGGAGUGUCAGCAUGGGUAUGAAUCCACAGCACCCUCGAUCUCCUCAGAAGGCCAGGUCUCAGCUGUGGGGCCUGAGGAUGUGGUAUUUCUGGAAUCUGGUAGCCAUGACGAGAGCUCAGAGCUGAAGCCAGUGGAGCUAGAUGGGGAAGAGGGCAGUUUGACCAGGCAGCUAGUGAAAAGGCUCACUUCCUCUGAUAUUCUGCCUGAACCAGCUGCUCUGAGCUGGGCUGGAGAGAGCAGCCUUGAGGAGGCCAUCCACAGCCUGCUGAUGAAGCUGGAGAAUGUGGCCCAGCGCUGUCGAGAGCUUCAGGACCUCGAACAGGAAGUGAUGAAGCUGGAGGACCUGCUCAAGUGUCGGGGUCCUGCUCACAGGAGUCGCUCGUCCAGUCUCAGCUUGACUGUGGAGAGUGCUCUAGAGAGUUUUGACUUCCUCAACACCUCAGACUUUGAUGAUGAGGACACUGGGGAUGACCACGCUGCCGUCUCACGCUCUGUAUUCUUCGACAUGGAGACUGAGAGGAUUGGGCCAAGUCAACAUCCAGAGGCCCGUGGUCAUCUGAGUGAAGCCCUGACAGAGGACACCGGUGUGGGUAACAGUGUGGCGGGGAGCCCCCUGCCACUCAGCACAGGCAAUGACAGUCUGGAUAUGGCUAUUGUCAUUCAUUUGCAAUACUGCAUCCAUCUCAUUCAGAUGUUGACUUCAGGAGGAAGCACGUGGCAGCAUAAGGCCUCUUUGCACAACCUCUCUGUCCAAAUUGCAUUGCUGGAGGAGUUAACAGAGAACAGCAUAGAGUGGCUGGGAGGCAUCAGCUCAGCUGCUCAGGUGCUGCCUGGGUUUGCAGAGCGCUCAGCAUUGCUGUCCCUGUGGUGUGAGUGCACUGGUUCUGGAGGCCUGUUUCACUGUACAGUGGAGCGAGUCCUCAAACACAUGCAGCAGCGCUUCACUGCACCACUGCAGGAGAGUCACCCUCACAGCACAGACUUGGUGAUCAGACUGGUGGUGACGGAGAUGAUUGACAGGAAUGAGCUCCCCUCCACCCCUUCCUUUCUAUCACAAGAUGUUUUGACAGUGUUCCAGUUUUACAGCUACGCAACCAAGCACAAUAUCACAGACAUGGAGCAACACCUGCUGGAGGUGGCCAGAGAGGCUGCGUUUGCGGAGCGUCUGAGCUCUGCCGAUGCCGAGUGCUCUGUGAAGGAGUUGCAGGAAAUGCCCAUCACUGCCCUCCAGCCUCGUACACACACACUGCGUGUUCUUGCUGGCCUCCUGACCUCUGAUGACCCUGACCUCAGUAAAGCAGCCUCUGUCUUUCUCUCUAAUGCUGCCUCACAUCCACUUUUUAGGUCAAAGGCAGUGCACUGCUACACACAAGCCUUAUCAGAAGCAGGCGUACACGCACAGAGAGCUGCUUGUGUUGCUCUGAGCUGUCUGCAGGCUGUGGAGAGCAUCAAAGCAGUUGUGGUGCUGUGUGACUCUGCUGAUGAGGAGCUCUGCCAUAUUGCCAUCCAGACCCUCCUCACAUUCGGUGAGGAGGGUCGGCUGGCAUAUGAGCAGUUAGACACAGUGCCAAGGGAGAUGGUGCGACUGGGUACGCGUCGUGGCACUGCUGUCUCCACUGCCUUCUGAGAGCAGCAAGUUCAAAAUCCCACAUUAACAUUACUGUGUCCAACUGUCCCACUUCUCUGGGGCAUAAGAGUCUCUAGGCAUUAAGAACUGAGGUGCUGUUCCUCAUAAAGCCACUCUGUACCAGGGCCUGAUGCACAGAUCAGUUCUAGCAGUAGUUACCAUUUUUAUAAUCACUCACAUUUGAUUUUGUUUUUGACUACCAUUUAAUUAUUGGUUGGUACUAGUUGAGGUUCCUGAAUUUGCACUUGUCAGAAGCAUGUACAUAGAGCACAUAAUUGUCGUAUUUUGUGGCAUAUCCUACCUGAACUACCUGAGACUUGUGCUUUUCAGCUUCAGGGAUUCUGAGGGACUUGUUUAAUCUAACCCUCAUCAUUACUCGGAGUGUAUAUGUGAGUAAAGAAGUCCUAACUGUAGGCCUCAUUGGACAGGGUUAAGUUUGGCUCUACACCAUGUGGAUGCUAAUAACAGAAGCACAUACCUGUUUAUCCAGACCUCGCAUAACAUUCGCUUUGCUUUGCAGUGCCACCAAUCAGCUUCACACAAAGCUCUCAAAGCUGACAUGGUGGUCUGCCACUAGUGACUGAAGAGGCAAGCUUCUUCAGUCUUAUCCUGCAGAUCAAGUAUUGCAUUAAUAUGGUACGAAUACUCUGGUGAAUGGCAAGAACAGAUAGAUGUGUGCGUGUGUAUGUUAAAAUGCACUUUUUUUUGGUAUCUCAAGUAAGAAGUCUUAAUGGAUUUACUGUGAAUUUGGUGUUAAGCUUCAAUGAAGACUGAAAGUACAGUGCUCUGUAAUCCAACUCGCUUCUGUGCCUAGUGUAACUGUACUACUGAGUCGCAUUUUUAACUGUGACAACUCAUCUUUUCAUCACUUUAUUUAUUUUAUUACAUCGUGUAUCUUUUUUUCCCAUUUUAAUCACAAAAUUGUGCUGUAUCCACAUGUUAAAUGCUUUAUUGUCUAUGCUAAGCCCAUUUGUGAUUUACUCCCUGCAACCACUCCACACCGUCAUAAUGUAAUGUGUUGAUACUGUACUUUUAAGUUGUUUUACUGAUGACUGGAUAUCUUAUUGUCUUUAUGAGAGUACUGGAGUACUAAUGUGCUUAGUAAGCACUGAAAAUGUUUGUUUUUAGUGUUUAUAUUAGCCAGUUAUUUUGUUAUCAGUUACUUACUUCACAAAUUUCUAAAGCCAUAGUUUACACAAGAACAAUAUAUGACUGGUUUGUUUUGUAAUCUGUAUCACAGAGCUUUGAAAGGAUGGCCUAUUUUUCUGUAUUAGAUUUUUUUUUCUUCCAUUUUUCAUUUGAUCAGAGUUAUUCUCAUCUCCACAGUAUUUUUGGACUUUGCCAUCAAGGAAACCACUUUACCACCAGUCUCCAAGGGAUUUUUUUUUUUUUUUGUACAUAGUUCAUGCGAGUUGUGUAAUGAACAUUUGGUGUGCUUUAUUCAAAUCCAGGCUUACACGUACACCUAGAUUCAUUUUUACAUUUUCAGCUAACACACUCCUGAGAUCCUGUUAAAUAUUUUAGUAUUAUUUUUCAUAACUGGUUUGAGAUGAAUACAUUUUAGUUAUCAGGGUAGGGGAGUGCUUUAGCACAACUUGGAUUUGAAUGAAUGCAGCAAUCUGGCUCUCAAACCUAUUGUAUAAUAUCUCCAUUCAGUUUUUUUCUUUGUGUUUAUAAUAUUCCUUUGUCUGUUGCAAUAAAAUUUUAUUUUUGGAUAAUGUUA
Molecule: messenger RNA, 4938 nt
Organism: Neoarius graeffei (lesser salmon catfish)
Lineage: Eukaryota; Metazoa; Chordata; Actinopteri; Siluriformes; Ariidae
Gene: ripor2
Product: RHO family interacting cell polarization regulator 2
Exons: 22
Coding region: 123-3215 (1030 amino acids)
Source: RefSeq, a predicted model, not a curated record